AUGCAUUUGCACGGACGCAAUGGUUUUAAGACAAGCUCGGGGGGCGAGAAUAUCCCAAGGGGCAAAGAAACCCAAAGAAAGCGAGGGGCCAGGGAGGCCCAGGGCGGAGGACGGAGAGUUUUUGCUGAAGAAGGUGCCGGCGCACAAGAGGAGGCGGUGGAGACAGAAGGGCUGAGCUCGCUCGCGCUCGGCGGACAAGAAGUAGGGCCUGAGUGGUUGGAAGCGGUGCCGGCGGCGGCGGUUGGUCCAAAUUCCAAGGAGAAAGGUGCGGAGCAUUUGAGAAGAACGCGGAAGAGCCAUUCGAGUGGGGAUCGAGCUGAGCAGAUCUGGCCGGGGUUGAGCGAGGCGCAGAGAGAGCGGGUCGUGGAGCUGCUCGAGGCAUUUCGGAGCAUCUUCGCCUGGACGAUCUACGACCUCAGCGACACGUCGAUAGAGGGGGUGGAGUUCGAAGUGGAGUUCACAGACGACAAGCCCAUCUUUGCGCCCCGCCGGCGGUUCUCCCAGUACGAACACGAGCUGCUCAAGCCCUACUGCGACGAGCGGGAGGCGGCGAAGCUGAUAACGAGGCUGCAGCUGCCGACGGGGGGGAAGGAGCCAAACUGCGCGCCGACGGUGAUUGCACGAAAGAAGGACGCUGAGGGGAACUGGACAGAGCGGCGGAUCUGCAAGGACUACCGGGCUGGCACAACGACAAGACGGUGCUGGACAAGUACCCCAUGCCGGUGGCGGACGAGUUGUUUGACGACCUGGGGGGGAGCGAUUUUCUCAACCCUGGACCUGCGGAUGGGGUACCAUCAGAUCCUCAACCGGGAU
Molecule: messenger RNA, 813 nt
Organism: Klebsormidium nitens
Lineage: Eukaryota; Viridiplantae; Streptophyta; Klebsormidiophyceae; Klebsormidiales; Klebsormidiaceae
Source: the annotation of a GenBank genome assembly